This is a messenger RNA of Cylindrotheca closterium, 906 nucleotides long. NCBI's taxonomy places the organism in Eukaryota, Bacillariophyta, Bacillariophyceae, Bacillariales, Bacillariaceae. The record is from the annotation of a GenBank genome assembly.
AUGACAACCCCACUACUCAAUCGCUUCAGAGUUUCCUCUCAGGCACCAAUUCGAAGAUACCUCUCAUCAUCGACAACAGGACCAAAGAUUUCCGGACCGGCAGCCUCCAAAACCCAAGGUAUUGGCAGUGGGAAAGGAGCUGCAGGAACCUUUAUCAAAGACAGAGGUCCAGUUUCAUGGCCAUCUCUUUUCUUGGUCAGUAUUGCGGCGGCUUCUUGUGUGGCGUACUACAAUAUUGAGAGAGAACGACGUCUGGAGACUGCAAUGGGACGAGUGGUUUCAAGUGAGUCAGGUGGUUGGUCACCGAAUCCAGAGGUAAUGGCGCCACGAAAAUUUGAAUUGACAAAAUGGGGAUGGUUUCCCAAAGAUGAUGGAUUUGGUGCUUCGGGAAAGCCAGCUAUUGGUGGCCCCUGGUCCUUGAUUGACUUGGACGGAAAUUUGGUGACAAAUGUCUCCUUCCAGGGAAAGUGGCUUCUUCUAUAUUUCGGAUUUGCUCGCUGUCCCGAUAUUUGUCCAUCCGAAAUGCUCAAAAUUGGCCGAGUCAUUGAUCAACUCAAGGAGACUCAUCCCGAGUUGGCCUCCAAGAUUGUCCCACUUUUCGUCUCAGUGGAUCCCGCGCGAGACUCCUUGUCAGCCUUGAAAACGUAUGCCCAAGACUUUCACCCAGACUUUGUGUUCUUGACUGGUUCGCCCACUCAAGUGCAACAAAUGGCCAAGAAAUACCGUGUCUAUGUGAGUAAGGCAGAAGAAACCGAGGAUGGAGACUAUUUGGUGGAUCAUUCAAUCGUAGUAUACUUCCACGAUGAUGGUGGUGAAUUGUCUGAUUGCUUUACGCAGUCGAUGCGACCCAAGGAUAUUGCUGAAAAGAUUGUAGAAAGAAUGUCAAAUACACAACCAGGAGCAUGA